Molecule: messenger RNA, 2115 nt
Organism: Punica granatum (pomegranate)
Lineage: Eukaryota; Viridiplantae; Streptophyta; Magnoliopsida; Myrtales; Lythraceae
Source: RefSeq, a predicted model, not a curated record
CGAAGCUCCUCUCUCUCUCUCUCCCUCGGUGGAAGGAAGGAAGCAAGGAAACAAGGUUCGCACAAAUCCAAUCCUCUCAUCUCCAUCGCCUCCACCUCCCUCCCUUUCGCUCUCAGGCCUCCCAGCCUUCGCUAAGCUCAUCUCAGCCGCUCCACCUCCGCAUUGCUCCGCCGCGGCGGCGUAACUGCGUGUUCUAGUUCCGUCGCGGGAGGUCUGGUUCCCGCCAGCGUGACUCCUGAUCGGUUUUUGGCUCGGAGGACCGGAUAAUGUGCUGAGUGGAGGAGGCGGUGGGAGUCCUCGCUGAUGGCGCAAUGCGCGGCUUCCGCUUCGUGCAUCAAGCUGCAUUUGUGCCACGGGACCGGGGAGAGAGGUCAUCCUCCCUGGCGGAAGUCGCUCUUCAGGAAGGAAUGCUAUCACACCUGGGAUGCUGUACCUCUCAAGGAGUGGAAGUUUCGGGAGUUAAGUGUCAGCGGUCCAAGAGUGAACGUAAAUCUUCGCCAACAAGCAACUUCCUUUAGUUGUACUUGCCUGGGAUCUUUGGCUAGCUUCGAUGGCACAACAGCCUCUGAAUGGGUGCCCAUCAUUGAUCAAGUGCUUCUUUUGGCUAGCAUGCUUCUCACAUAUAUGGCUGGAGUGACCCCAACAGAGAAGCCUGGUUUUACUUCUCCACAUAUCGUCUCUGGGGAUUAUAUGAUCCCUGAAAGCUCAACCUUUUCUGGUAGGGCCACAAAGACUGAUGAAGAAGUUUCAAAGUGCAUUUGGGACGUAAUAAAAAGGAAACUUUUGGAUUCUUUAGAAGUCACUCAACCAGCCAAGAAUGUGGAAGAUGAAGUUGUUGGACUUGAACAAUACAGUGUAAAACGGCCUUUAAGCUUAAAUGCGGUAGCUGAGGGUCCAAGAUUGCGAUUGCUUUUGGCUGUUGUUAUGCAUCUUGAGAAAGAGGCAGGCACUGUGAGUAACAUCCAAGGAAACUAUGGAACUAGUAAGGAUGAUUGGUCAAAGGUACUUUUUGGAAUCAUACAAAAUUCCUUGGAGCCCAUUUGUAUCUCUUGGCUAGGGAAGGAGCUACUAAAGGAUAAUCACGAUGCUGACGUGGUUCUUCCUUCUUCGAUUGUUGAGAAAUUUAAGGGAGAUGGUACUAUUCUACUGAACAUUAAGAAGUCAGGAAAGGAAGAUCUCUAUGCAGAUUUAUUCUGCUUCGUAAGGUUUGGUUCUGUAAGGGAUGGUAGCUAUUACAACAGCAGCUUGUUUAUUUCGGAAGGCAUUUCCAUAUUAGAAGAUUUAGUAAUUGUAUUAGCUGACGGUAUUGCUAGUAUAUAUUUGGAGCUCAUCUCUGUAGAUGGCAGCUUGUCAAACGAAAUGAACACUCUGAGUUCGGGUUUAUGUUCCUUGUCCACCCGAUCACUUCAAAAGUUAAGGAAUGAGAUCGCUUUGAACCAGUGGUUGCAUCAAAAUAUGGAGGCAGUUGCUUCAAUGUAUGAGGACCGUUUCGAUCUAAAUAUACUCCAGAGUCAAUUCAUUGAGGAGCCAAAUAGUCGCACUGCAGAAAAUAUUGGUUGGUGGAAGAACCCGUUCAUGAAAAGAUCUGCAGCAACAACAUAUCCCCUUCAAUGUGUUGCCGUAAGCAAUUUCUCAAUGCCUGUGAAACGGACUACGGAAUUAAGAGACCUAACGGGGUGGAGGUACUACUACAGCCUAUUUCUUGAGUUGUCGGACAUAACAAUGCCGUUGAUCAGGACCGUCAUCAAUAAAAUCAGUAACGCAAUAUCGUUCUUUCUCGUAAGCUUGAUUGGGAGGUCACUGGGACUCAUAUACACUGGAAUUAGGCAGUCCUUGCGGUGGAAGUAAGGCUUCAUUUUCUGAGUUUAGCAUUUGCAGUCGAUUGUCUUUGUUGAUUCAAAUUGGUAGUAGUCCUUGUGAAGUUCAUGUCUUCGUAGAUCAGGAUAGUUAUGUCUGUAUUAGUGCUUGGUGAACACACUACCAUUUGAUUUAUGACAGGAAACCAUUCGAAGCAAUUUUGACACACAGAUUGAUUUAUUUCUGUAUUGCCUACCGAACACGUAUUUCUCUGAACUGCAACAUGAAUCAGCACCAGAAAUUGAGUGGGAUGAGAAA